Clunio marinus is the source of this 318-nucleotide messenger RNA. Lineage: Eukaryota; Metazoa; Arthropoda; Insecta; Diptera; Chironomidae. The record is from the annotation of a GenBank genome assembly.
AUGGUUGGCACGAAUGGUGUGAGGUUGGAAAGAGACAGAAGAAGAACGAACGAACAUGCGAAUGUAAGAAUUUGUUUCGUUUUUCUUUCACUGUUGUCUGUUAUAGCAACAGAUCAUGAAUUAUGUCACAAGAACAAUCUUGAUAACAUGGUGAUGAUGUAUGCAAUUAGCAUUGUUACAACGCAAUCAUUAAAUAGAUAUCAAAUUGAAGAGUCUGCUUCGAAAAAUCUCAAAAAUGUUUUAAUUAAAACAGGAAAGCAGCAGCAACAGCACCGGCAGCUACAAUUUUAUGUUUUUCAACGCAAAACGCAAUUAUAA